Molecule: messenger RNA, 748 nt
Organism: Brachypodium distachyon (stiff brome)
Lineage: Eukaryota; Viridiplantae; Streptophyta; Magnoliopsida; Poales; Poaceae
Product: forkhead box protein H1
Exons: 2
Coding region: 126-581 (151 amino acids)
Source: RefSeq, a predicted model, not a curated record
CGCACCCCACCCAAAGGUCACGGGCGCACUGGCACGGCCUCAGACCAAACCAAACCAGAACGAAGAGCCGGAGAAGAGAGCACCAAAACGCUCCGUGGCGAGAAGAGAGCGCGAGAGGGGGGAAAAUGGGGGAGAUGCAAGUGCAACCACGCGCGUGUCUCGCCGCGUCUGCGUUGCUGCUCUGCUCCCUCUUCUUCGUGCAGCCGUCGCAGGCCUUCUUCGGCGCGGAGAAGGCGCCCGUGGCCAGGGGCGUCGUGGUGCCGGACUACUCCCCGCGGCCGCCACCCACGCCGGUGGCCGGCUCUGACGACUACAUGCCGAGGCUGCCGUCGGAGGGCGCGCCGUCCGGCGGCAAUGCGGCCGCGCCGGCGCCGGCUCCUGCCGGGACGAGCACCGCCUUCAUCAGCAGCAACCCCGCGGCGCCGCUCCCGGCCGGCGUCACCGACUCCGCAACCGUCCUUCCCAUGCCCACCCCUGGACAAGAGCAACGGCAGGACGUGGGGAUGGGCGCCCUGCUUCAGGCCAGGACGGUGCCGCUGCUCGUUCCGCUCGCAAUGAUGCUCUCCUUUUGGGCGCUCUAGUUGAAGCUGUAGUUUUAUUUUCCUCGUUUGACUGAUGAAUCCGUCCAUUAAUUGUCAGUAUAUUUGCCUGUAAUCAGCAAUGCCCUCUCUCUAGUCUGUUGAUCUGUUCCAAGCUCUAACCAUCUGUAAACACGGUCACCCCUGCUUAAUUAGUGCUUGCUUCUUAA